Molecule: messenger RNA, 1837 nt
Organism: Coccinella septempunctata (seven-spotted ladybird)
Lineage: Eukaryota; Metazoa; Arthropoda; Insecta; Coleoptera; Coccinellidae
Gene: Skp2
Product: S-phase kinase-associated protein 2
Exons: 8
Coding region: 318-1688 (456 amino acids)
Biological process (GO): SCF-dependent proteasomal ubiquitin-dependent protein catabolic process
Cellular component (GO): SCF ubiquitin ligase complex
Molecular function (GO): protein binding
Source: RefSeq, a predicted model, not a curated record
AUUUAAUAAAACAAAUUGAUAACAAAUUCAGUAAAUUUAUCUUUUCUUUAAUAGAAUUAUUGUUUUAUUCCUUGACUUCAUCCAUGCCUAAUCAAUUUAUGAAACGCUGAAUUUAUGCUGAGGCCGUUUCUAUUAGAAAUAUAAUGGAACACACUGUGCACACCUGUGUUGACUGAAGAGAAUUGGCGGAUUUCGAAUGAAAUCUUGAAUUAUGAUCAGAAACAAUCACAAUCAUAAUCUGUUAUAAUUUAUAAUUAUGCUUUGAUCCUAACUUGAUAUAAUUUUGGUGAAAAAUUAAAACAUAUAUAACAUUAAAAAUGACUUCUCCCGGCGUUCUUUUACCAGUUGAUGUGAAUAUUGAAGAGGAUAGAUCUCCUGCCAGUAAAAGAGUAAAAUAUAGUAAUGAAAUUGAGAAUCUUCCUCAUUGGAGCUUAAGUAACGAAUUAGAACUUCAUGAAGAAAUCGAUCAAGGUGUGAAGAAAUUAGAACCGGAAUCCGAAAUUCAAGAAGAUGACACUAUAUUCAAGAAAGACAGGCCUGAAUUCAUAGAUGUUUCUUGUCAUUCAAUGAGCCCCGGAACUAGACAGAAACAAAUUGCUCUUCUUGAGUCGACACUCACAAAAGAUACCUUAGAAAGACUGAAUUUAGGAGAAUGGUCCACUGAAUCAGCUCCUUCCAUCCACUCAUGCCCAAAAAUUGAUUAUUUUGAAUUGCUGUCAGAUGAAGUAAUACUGCAGAUAUUUAUGUGGAUCCCUAAACGUCAUUUGAUGGAUGUUAGCUUAGCAUGUAAACGCUUCAGAAGACUGGUACAAGAUGAGAGUUUAUGGACUAGAAUGGAUGUAUCUAAUAGGAGGCUGGGAAAAGGCAUUUUGGGGCGAUUUUUGAGUAGUCAAGUUAUUGUACUGAGGUUAGCAAGAUCGGAGAUUCUUCAUCCACCGAUUCUUCCAAGUCAACCAGUCUUUUCACCAGAGUUCAAGUGUAGAUUGACAUUUUUGGACUUGAGUAUGGCUUCUAUCUCAACUGAAAGCCUUAUAGAUCUUUUCAAUAAAUGUACAAGGCUAAAAAAAUUGAGUUUAGAACAUGUACCCCUAAAUGAUGCGGUUUUGGAGGCUUUAGCUGGAAAUAAGGAUCUAGAAGUUAUAAAUUUUGCUAUGGCCACUGGAAUUGCUGUACCCGGAUUACAGUAUUUACUUAGGAAUUGUAGAAAAAUAAAAGAGUUGAAUAUAUCUUGGACAUAUCUGACACAGCCAACAAUUAAGUUUCUUUGCGGAAAUCUACCAUCUACAUUGGACCGGCUUAACUUAUCAGGCUGUAGAAAACUGAUGUGUGAUGCAGACAUUGCCGCUUUAGUUCAUAGUUGUCCCCGCUUGAGAGAGUUGGAUUUAUCUGACUGCACUGCCAUUACCGGAGAAGCUGUCAAACAAAUAACUGCAUUGGAGGAUCUCAAUUUCCUAGCACUAUCAAGGUGCUAUGCAAUUUGCCACCGAUCUUUGUUAAUACUGAAGAAAAUGCACUCUUUAUCAUACCUAGACAUUCAUGGUGGUUAUAUAGAUGAAGAAGAACUGAAUCAAGUGCAACAAGGACUUGGUGCUCGAGUGCAUAUAAACAAAUUCAAAUUCAGUUCUAUAGCCCGCCCUACAGUAGGUUUAAGAAGAUCGAGUAUUUGGAAUAUUCGUGUGAGGGAAUAACAGAAAAUGUUGAAAUGUGAUUUAGAUAUAAAAAAUAUAAAACUAAUAGAAUUGAGUUGAAGAGUUUUGGAUAUUUAUAACACUUUAUAGUGUAUGAAUUUUGUAUUUAUUUUGAACAUGAUACAAAUGAAAUAUAAUUUUUGUUGAAA